AGAACCAUGAUGAACAAUCACACAUUGGUUAAAGAAUUCAUUCUGAUGGGAUUUCCUCUUGGCCCUGAUAUGCGAAUGUUUCUCCUUGGGCUCUCCUCUCUGCUAUAUGCCUUCACCCUAAUGGGCAAUGGAGUAAUCUUAGGACUCAUCUCUCUGGAGGCCCGACUCCACACCCCCAUGUACUUCUUCCUCUCACAAUUGGCCCUUGUUGACAUUUCCUAUGCCUGUAACACUGUGCCUCAAAUGCUAGCAAACCUACUGGACCCAGUCAAGCCCAUCUCAUAUGCAGGAUGCAUAACUCAGACUUUUCUCUUUUUGACUUUUGCCCUCACAGAAUGUCUUCUCUUGGAAGUGAUGUCUUAUGAUCAUUAUGUGGCAAUCUGUCACCCCCUCAGAUAUCCUGUCAUCAUGAGCUGGUGGGUGUGUAUCACUUUAUCAUUGGCUUCCUGGGUCCCUGGCUUCCUUCUGACCUUGGCCCAUCUAAUUUUAUUACUGCCAUUGACUUUCUGUGGUCCCCAGAAAAUCAACCACGUUUUUUGUGAAAUCUUAGCUAUACUCAAACUUGCCUGUGCUGACACCCAUAUCAAUGAGAUCUUGGUCUUGGCUGGGGCUGCUUCUGUGUUGGUGGGGCCCUUUUCUUCAAUUGUGAUCUCCUACACGCGAAUCCUCUGGGCAGUCCUGCAUAUCCAGUCAAGAGAGGGGAGACAGAAAGCCUUUUCCACCUGCUCCUCCCAUCUCUGUGUAGUAGGACUUUUCUAUGGCACUGCCAUCAUUAUGUACAUUGGGCCUGAGCAUGGGAACCCUAAAGUACAGAAGAAAUAUUUCCUCCUGUUCCAUAGCCUAUUUAACCCCAUGGUGAACCCCCUUAUUUAUAGUCUGAGGAACAAUGAAGUAAAGGGUGCCUUGAUGAGAGUGCUAGGGAAAGAUAGACAAUCCUAA
Messenger RNA from Vombatus ursinus (common wombat), 939 nucleotides. RefSeq names its product olfactory receptor 13-like. Gene Ontology annotation, cellular component: membrane. Gene Ontology annotation, molecular function: olfactory receptor activity; G protein-coupled receptor activity. The record is from RefSeq and is a predicted model, not a curated record. Gene Ontology annotation, biological process: G protein-coupled receptor signaling pathway. The coding region runs from base 7 to 939 and encodes 310 amino acids. NCBI's taxonomy places the organism in Eukaryota, Metazoa, Chordata, Mammalia, Diprotodontia, Vombatidae. The transcript has a single exon.